AAGACAGCGCCAAACCGAUUAUUUAAUUCCAACGUGAGUUACAACAUGCUGUACAUCGGACCGCCACAUCAUAGUUGGUGGCAAGAAGUACAACUUACGAGGUCAGAAAUGAUUGUAACGUGGUGCUAACGAAGUCUACAAACUAUUGUAUUACAUACAACGAAAAAGUGGUGGAACUGAAGUCAUAAAGUGUAUGGGAAAUUUAAGAAUAAGAUUGAAGUUUUCAGUGCAUAAAAAUCAAAGCAUUUAUUUUAAAUAUGGACUUCAAUGAAACAUUAAAGCAGGUUGGAGAUUUUGGGAUAUAUCAAAAGCUUCUCUGUGUCUUCCUUAUUUUUUCAUCAGCUGCAUUAAGUGCAUUGGUAUACUUUACUCAGUUCUUUAUCAUAAUGGUUCCCAAACACUGGUGUUAUAUUGAACAGCCUUUUAACUUAAAUUUCACCGAAGAGGAGUGGAAGAACUUCACUUUACCAAAAGGAUCAGGUUCAAAACUUGAUUAUGAUCAGUGUAAACAAUACAAUAUAAACAUAACAGAAAUCCAGCAAAAUAUUUCCAUGGGAUAUCCAUUGGUAUUAGAAGAUUUGGAAAUAGUACAUUGUCAGAAAGGAUGGAAGUAUGAUUUUUCAUCAUUAUAUCCAACUCUUGCUACAGAAUUAAACUGGGUGUGUGAAGAUGACAGACUUCCCUACUUGGCUCAGACAUUGUUCUACAUGGGAACAAGUGUUGGAAGUAUUGUGUUUGGUUUCAUAUCUGACAGGUUUGGACGAAGACCAUCCAUUAUUGCAAGUUAUGUGAUAGCUUUCUUAGCUGGCAUUAGUUCUUCCUUUUCAACUUCCUUUGGAGUGUUUGCUGCUUUGAGGUUUUUUGUAGGAGCGUGCAUUAUUCCACUAUCAGAAGACCCAUACAUUUUAGGUUUGGAGUACAUUGGUGUAGAAAAAAGAACACUGGUGAUUGUUUGUUGGACAACAGGCUACGUUGUAUUUUCAGUUAUCUACCCAUGGAUAGCUUAUGUUGUAAGAGAUUGGCAGUUACUUAACAUCAUCACCAUAUUACCACUCGUUUUAAUUAUUCCAUUAGGAAAGUGGAUCCCUGAAUCUGCAAGUUGGUUAAUGACUCGGGGAAGGAAAAAGGAAGCUCUUCUUAUGUUAAAGACUGUUGCAAGAGUGAAUGGCAAUCAGUUUCCUGAUGAUAUUUUAACAGAUUUAGAGGCAGAAAAGGAUGGUGGUGGUGCUGAUAUGAAUGAAGCCCAUCUUACAGCUUUAGACUUGUUUCGAACUCCACAUUUACGAAGACACUCGCUUAUCAUGGCAGUAGUCUGGUUUAUCACCUAUUGUUGCUACCAUACAAAUACUCAGAACACGUCCAAUUUAGGUACAGAUAUUUAUCAAUCAUUCACUUAUGGUGCUUUAGUAGAAAUUCCUGCCACGUUGUUAAUGUUUUUUGGCAUUGACUGGUUAGGUCGACGAUGGCCUAUGGUGGUAGCAACAUCUGUAGCUGGAGCAUGUGGGCUGCUUAUUAUGUGUGUCCCUGAAGGUUCUUCUCAAGUGUUUCUUGGCUUAGCACUUAUUAUGCGUGUAACUUUGACCACAGAAUACAUUAUCAUUAUACAAUAUGCAGCAGAAAUCUACCCUACAGCCUUACGUGGUCGUGGCCUUGCAUUUCUUAGAGCUAUGGGGACUUUUGGUCUUUAUCUGAGCCCAACAAUUGUUUAUCUGGCCUUGGAAAACCCAUCCCUUCCUCUACUUGUAUCAGGUAUGAUGAUGGUUGUUGUUGCACUGCUGACAUUGUUCCUGCCAGAAACUUUGAAUCAGAAUUUGCCACACACACUGGAAGAGGGCGAGCAGUUUGGAAAAGACCAAAGGGUUUGGGAUUGCCCUUGUUUGACACACAAGAAGCAUAAGCAAGAGUAUUCUCAUCAGGAAGUUGAAGAACCUUUGCAGUAUCUUUGAAUUGUAGCCAAGCUGUUCUUUCUGUAGGAUUCUUCCACCAAAAAGGGAAAGAUGUAGCAUUAGGACUUUCAAGUCAGAUUUAGAAAAGUGACUUAGUAGAGCACAAGUUUUCAAAAUGUCUUCACAAUCAAAUUGUUUGAAUUUAUAUGAUAGAGUAUUAACUUGUAUAAUCUUGAUAAUUAUAUAUUUUUACUUUUAAUAACAUUUUAUCUUGUUAUUACGAUUUGAAGAGUAGUAUAUGUGUACUGAUUACCAGUUAAUACUUGUUUGUUUGUUGUAUUUCUAUAUAUAUAUAGUCAUGUUAGUGAGAUUUAUUUUUGUAGUUUAUUAGGUCAGAGUUAUAUUUUCUGUUGUUAAAUUUAUUUUUGGUUUAUACUUACAAUUUUACCUAAAUGCCAAAAGGAUUUGGUUUGUGCAUUAUUUAUAAACUACUUCAAAAUAAAAAAAAUUGUCAAAUGCAUAGAAACACAACACCUUGAAUCUUGUUUGUUUUACAUAGUUGAUCACUGUGUAUAUUUUUCUUCAUCACUGUAAUUAUUUAAAACAAAAGAGGUAAAAGUUUCUGCAAUUAAUUUUUUAGAAAAUAAUGUUGAAACUUUAACACAACUACUUGGAUGUUUUGUAGGAGUAUAUGGAAUAAUAUGAUCAUAGAAAAUGUUUCUUGAAAUAUAGAAUGGCUUUCCAGUUAACUGAACAUAUUCUAUGGUAACUUACACUAUCUUGUAUUAUAGUAAACCUAACUUACUUGCCAGGAGUAUGUAUUAAGAUAUGUUGGUCUAUUUAUUAUAUAUGGACUGCAAUCAAUUCCCUUACUCCUCACUUAGAGAAUUAAAAAAAAAAGAAACCCUGCAAAAAUCAUAACAUGCUUUCCUCUAUGAUCAGAUUUUCUUUUUACAUGAAUGAGUUUCAAAUCUAAAUGUUUUAUAGAAAUUAUUUCUACACACGUUUUUUUUUCAAAUUUACAUUUGCAACCCAAGUAUCAAAUGCAGGGUGUCUGAAAAUUCUGGAACCAUAGGCAUUUCAACGAAUUUUACAGAAUGUGUUCCACAUGUUGUCCUUAUAACUUUGUGCUUGGAUUGUCAGCAUAAUUAACUGGACCCUCUUUAUUAUAACAGCACCAUAAUAAUUUGCAUAUUUGAAAUUAAGAAAAGCUACAAAUCACCUAUGGUUCCAGUCUUCUCAGACACCCUGUAAUUAAAUGUAGAAAUGAAACAUGUUAGAGGCAUUCAUUAUAAAUCUCCAAUUCAGUUAGAGUUUUGAGAUUAGCAAUAAAAUAACUCGCAAGUUAUUGUUUCUCGAGUAUAUCUAAGUUAAGUUGGUAGUGGCUUUUACAUUUAUAUAAAGUACAUAGCUAUGUACUUUUAUAAUGGUGACUGCACAAUUUCACCCAAAUAAAACAACUGUUUCUCUUAAAAACCCUCUUAGGUUCUACAGUUGUCACAAACAAUAGAUACCAACUUUGAAUAAGUAGAGUUGUUUAAACAUUUGUUUUAACAACAAGUAAAAGUUUGGAAU
Molecule: messenger RNA, 3461 nt
Organism: Limulus polyphemus (Atlantic horseshoe crab)
Lineage: Eukaryota; Metazoa; Arthropoda; Merostomata; Xiphosura; Limulidae
Product: carcinine transporter-like
Exons: 11
Coding region: 258-1946 (562 amino acids)
Biological process (GO): transmembrane transport
Cellular component (GO): membrane
Molecular function (GO): transmembrane transporter activity
Source: RefSeq, a predicted model, not a curated record